Molecule: messenger RNA, 518 nt
Organism: Mercenaria mercenaria
Lineage: Eukaryota; Metazoa; Mollusca; Bivalvia; Venerida; Veneridae
Exons: 2
Coding region: 19-324 (101 amino acids)
Source: RefSeq, a predicted model, not a curated record
GCCAUCGCUGAAUACAAUAUGUCGCAAUACGUUUGGAGCAAUUUGUUGUUUAUAUAUUUCUUUGUGUUGGCAUUAUUAACACAGGAAUGUGCUAUUGUGAAUGGAAUUCCCUUGCGGCAAGGCGAAAAGAAUAAUCACCCAAAUAUCCACCUGCAGCAUGAACCCACUAGACCGACGCUGGAUGGACUGCCCGGAAUGCAAGCUACUCCCAGUGGUUUUCAACCUGAUGAUUCUGUUCAUAAACCACAAGGAGAGGAUCAUCCAGAUCCGAGACCGAUGACCUGGCCACCAGCACCUCCUCCCCCUGAUCAUUUGGACUUGUAGUGACUAUAGGUUCUUUUAGUUAUUACAAAAUCGAGUGUACUUUAAAUUCGAUGACGAAACUCUUUUAAAUAACUGCCAAAACAUGUAUCCGGGAGCAGAGUAUUUCUAUCUGUACUUUCGAACAGUGAUAUAUCUAAACAUGAUAUAAAAAAGACUGUUUUCCUACAUUAACGUAGAAGUUAACGUGCAUAGUC